AUGAAGUUUGCGAGUGUGCUCAUUAGAAAAAUAUCAAACCUAUCUUGUAUAAAUGAAAAGCUUGCAUGUUUGCAGUUUAAAUGUGCGAAUGGGGAAAAUAGGCAUGGCGUGAUUUUGUAUAUUUACAAUUUGAUUAAGGAAUAUAAAUUGGGAUUUAUGGAUUCCAGAAUUGAUAGUGGUAUAGAAUAUUCUAUGAUUGGAAUUUCUAAAAACGAAAUACCCAGCUCGAUUCUUCCAAAAUUUGUUUAUAUUUUAUCCAAAUCCAUGAAAAAGCAUCAUUUGAAGCCAAUUUAUGAUCAUUUUGUUUUUUCAAUACCAUUUAUUCCAAAUUACAUCACAUAUAAUUUAUCACUAUCACUAAUAAAAAACGGAUUUUAUCACGAUAACACAAUAACUGGCGUUUUAAAUGAUUAUUUAAUUGGUUUAAUUGAUAAUAUUGAUACGCCUGCAUUACUAUCUUUGGCUCGUUUAAUUGAAUUUAUGCAUCCAAAAAGUUUGGAUCCAGAAAAUGUGAAAAUAAUCUUUGACAAAGCAAUGAAAUAUAUCCAACAUUUUGAUUCAUCUGCCGGUGAAUUAUUGCUUAUUUCGAUAAACUUCUUGUAUCUUGGAGGAGAUAUGUAUGAUAUAUUUCCUUAUAUAUCUAAUAUUUUAUCUAAACUAAAUCUAAUUGAUCAUCCUAAUUUGAUAACAUUUUGCGAUCUCAUCUCAAAAAGAUCGAAGAGUGAUCAUGUUCUCAAGUUUAUGAAUGAUUCCUACAGGAUUAUUAUUGAUAACAAAGAUGUUAAUGACGCUUUAAAGUUUCGUUUCUUCCAAGCAUUUAUCAGAUUGGCCACAGCAAAUGAUAGUGAGGCAGUAUCGAAUAUGCUUAAAUGGAUAUCUUAUGGAAAUUUUGCUGACAUAAAGAUUAUACGGUUUCUUUCUAACCUAUCAAAAUUAUAUAAAUCGAAUGUUUCUAGGAGUGAAUGUAGAAAUUUAGCCAAAGAAAUUGUGCCUCAUAUAAAUCUCUUAAUUGAUGAUGUAGAUUCUUCUAAUCUUUCAAUUGUAUCACAAUCAAUGAGCAAGCUAAAUAUUUCUUUACUCACUUCAAGAAUAAACUUUGCCUUUAACAAAUUAUUGAAUGAUAAAUAUUCAACAAUACCCGUAAACGAUUUCAUAAAUGUGUUUUGGUAUUUAUGUAAAUUCAACGGAUUCGAUAAAUCUAGCUUGAAAUCUACUUAUAGAUUCAUAAAAACAGGAGUUUCUGGAUUUUCGAUGAGAGAUAUCUCUCAAAUCUUAAUGGGAUUUUCGAAAAUUCCUGUAUGUCCGCCAUUUAGCACGUUUUCAUCUAUCUCUCCUUCAUUACUUGUAAAUUUAAACAAAUGCAAUUCACUGGAUAUUUCAUAUCUAUUAAUCGGCUUGAAUAACUUGAAAAAUAAUAAUAUUAGUAAAGAGUAUCUGAAGAUGGUCAAUUAUAUAUAUUCCAAUUCUAUCAAAUUAUUGAAAUCAUCAAACUUCAACUUCAGCAUUCAUGAAUUGGCAACUAUCGUAAAAGCUCUUUCAAACUCUAAAUAUAAAUCUCAGACAUUAUUAGCUCAAUUAUAUAGUCAAAUGUACCUACAUGGUAUAAAACUUUCAUAUUAUAGGCAAUCCGAGGUUCUAUUGACAUUUGCCUAUACAGGAUUUAAUGAUGAAUCUCUUAUUGAUAGAUAUUUACAUUCACUACUAAGUUCAGAUAAUUUAUCAUUUAAAACUAUUUCGAAUAUUUUGAUUUUUAUGUCAAUAUUUAACAGAAACAAUUAUAACGUAAUUUCGAAUUAUAAAGAUAACAUAUCGAAAUUGAUACUGCAUCGGUUUCACACCUUCCCUAAAUGGCUUAAAACUAUUUGUUUUAUAACAUCAGACCCCAAUGUAUCAGUUAAAUUAAUUGAUUUCCUAUGUGUAAAAGAUCUUGAUGAGAAGGAAUCAUACAGAUGUUUUUUAUCUUUGCCUAGAUUGCUUUCUAUCGGGAUGGAUAAAAAAAUAUUAAAGGUUUCGAAACAUUUAUCAUGUAAUGUAAGGAAAAUAAUUCCUGAAUUAUCUACGGGUGAAUUGUUGCAACUUUUGAUGGCAUGUUAUGAUUUGGGAUAUAGCAAGCCGAAACUUAUUAAGGCUUUAAGAUCAAAAAUAGUCGAAAAUUGUUGCAAUUAUCGUUUUAAUGUAUCUGAACUUGCAGAUGUUUGUGAUAAAUUGGUGUGGAUAAAUGCCUAUGAAAAGCUGCCAAAUAAACUACAAGCAUCAAUCUAUUGCCGUGUACCUAGUAGUCUACAAGAAAAAUUGACUAUAUCAGAAAAUGUAAAUAAAAAAAUUAAAUUGUUUACACCAUCAAAUCUAGGGCCUCCUAGUAUAUAA
Molecule: messenger RNA, 2367 nt
Organism: Babesia microti strain RI
Lineage: Eukaryota; Apicomplexa; Aconoidasida; Piroplasmida; Babesiidae
Exons: 3
Coding region: 1-2367 (788 amino acids)
Source: RefSeq, a predicted model, not a curated record